This is a messenger RNA of Ostreobium quekettii, 537 nucleotides long. NCBI's taxonomy places the organism in Eukaryota, Viridiplantae, Chlorophyta, Ulvophyceae, Bryopsidales, Ostreobiaceae. The record is from the annotation of a GenBank genome assembly.
AUGUCCAUAGCUAAAGCGCUGUCUGGCAUGCUGGGUUGUCAUUUUGUUUGUUGCUCACAGCCAUCGCUCUUCAAAGGUGCGGUGCUGCUGGCACCGAUGUUGUCACUGGAGAAAAUCGCCAAGAAGGGCCUGAAUCCUUACCUAAAGCCCAUCGCAUCGCUGCUGAGCUGGGCUGUUCCAGCGCUUCCAGUGGCUGAGAAUGGAAAAAACACGAAGUUCCCAGCUAUACAGGAAGCGUUUGACAAAGACCCAGGGACUUGGACUCAGAUGACAAGGGCUCGGGUGGCCAACGAAUACCUGCGAGUAACAAGCGAACUGACAAAGUUAUUUCCCAGCAUGGAAUUCCCGUUUUUGUGCAUCCAUAGCAAGGAGGACACCUUCACUGAUCCAGAGGGGUCAGCACUGAUGCACGAAAAAGCACAGUCAAAAGACAAGACUCUGCACCUGAUCGACGACAUGUGGCACUUCCUCAUGCACGAGCCCGGAAAUGAGAAGGUCCAAGAAAUCGUCUUGGAGUGGCUGAAGCAAAGAUGUUAG